UGUUAAUUUUGAGGAUUAUGGCUCACAGUGAAUAAAAAAACAAAAUUAAAUUUUAAUGAAAAUUAGAAUAUUACAUAAGACCAUAAAAAAAAGGUUUUUGUAAUACAGUAAAGUUCGCCCACUAUGUCCAUGUACUCUAUAGUAUAUGCACUAGAUAUUGACUACUUAGGCCUCUUUUUGCAUUAAUUACUGCAUCAAUGCGGCGUGACAUGGAGGUGAUCACCCUGUGGUUUUGCUAAGUUGUAAUGGAAGCCCAGAUUGCUUUGAUAAUGACCUUAAGGUCAACUGCAUUGUUGGGUCUGGUGUUUCUCAUCUUCCUCUUGACAAUCCUCCAUAAAUUAUCUGUGGGGUUCCGGUCAGGCCAGAUGGUUACUGAACCAGCUUUUGGUUCCUUUGGCUUGCAGUAUGGGCAGGUACUGCAAGUCCUGCUGGAAAAUUAAAUCAGCAUCUCCAUAAGCUUCUCGCAGACUGAGACAUGAGAAAACCCAGUUGACCAACACCAGCUGACGCCAUGGCACACAAAUCAUCAUUUACUGUGGAAACUUCACACCAGGCCUCAAGGAGCUCUGUUUCUCUGCUCUCCCUCCAGAUUCUUAGACAUGGAUUUCCAAAUAAGAUGAGAAAUUUACCUUCAUUUAAACAGAUGACUUUGGACCACUGAGCAACAGUUCAGUCCCUUUUCAGUUUAGUUCAGGUAAGAUGCCUUACGACAUUUGUCUCUGGUUCAGGAGUCCAAAAAUACAGUGGUCAUUGCCCAUGUCCUGAAUACGUCUGAGGAUGGUGGCUCUUGAAUCACUAAUACAUGGCUUGUGAUUCUUCCCAAACUCUUCGGUGGGCUUUCUUCAAAAUAAUUUCAAAGCUGUAAUUAUCUCUGUUGCUUGUGCACCUUUUUUUUUUUUACCACACUUUUUCCUUCCACUCAACUUCCCAUUAAUAUGCUUGGAUACAACACUUUCUGGAUUGCCAGGUUAUUCUGUCAAAGACUGUUUGCUGGACAACUGCCAAGUCAGCAGUCUUUCCCAUGAUCCCCCAUGAUAACAUAACAUUUGUUAUUUCUCAUUCUCAAAAUCGGUUUUUUUUUAAAUACUUUUUUGUGAUAUUCUUAUUUUCUGAGUAUUUUCAUAAGCGGUGUGACACAGUCAUCAAAGAUAAACCAUUAGAAUUUGUGUGUAAUGAAUGUAAUAUACUGUAUAACUUUCACUUUUUUAAUGGAGUUAAUAAAAUAAACAGUUUGAUGACUGUGAUUUACAGAGACUCAUCUGUAGGUGGACACACUGCUCCAGUGAGGAUCAGCAGGGAUGGUUUGUUUUAUCCAUCAGUCUGCACUCGGCUGUCGGGUCAAGCCUCUAAGUUUAGAAAGGCGCACAGCUGUCUUGUCACACUUUCCACGCCGCCUGUUGUUACACCACGCUGUAGUAGUGUGUCUAGUGUCUCUUUAAAUGCGGGGUUGCGUAGAUCCUUCAUGAAUGAAACCAUGUGAUCCAAACAUCAUUUGACGUCUGGCGCCUCCGACCACAGACUAAAACAAGCGAGGAAGCAGAGGAUAUAUGUAGAGAGACCUGUGAGGCGGCGGAAAAAAGGCGCUUCUUCUCCAACUCCUAACUGUCCUCCUUCCCGCACUCACACCGGGUCGACAUAACAACAAGGCUCCGAAGGCGCCGGUUCCACUUCUGGUGAGUCAGAUUGGUCAUGAAACAAAAGUGAAAUCGCUUAAAGGAAAAGUGCUGAAUGUGGUGGUGUUUUGCUGAGUGAGCGCCGCCACCUCUGCCGUCGCGUUGUCGCCGCCGCCGCCGCCGCCGCCGCCGCCGCCGCUGUCCUCUCCUGCCUCCGCCGCUGUUUAAAGGGCAGCCAGCGCUGUGUUAGUGCUGAAUCAUCACCGCUCGGUACAAGCGCCGCCGUGGACCCGCCGGAUCGCUCGAACCGCCUCUCACUACCGAUCAGCCGCUGGUUUCAUAAUAACAAAGACAAAGGGGGCCAGACUGCCGGGUGGGCUGUCAAGCUUAAAAACUCUGUGUCGGAAUUAGGGGACCGUGAGGAGGAGGGGGGCGCUGCCCAGCCAGGGGAUUCCCUUGUUUUGAGGCUGAAACUCAAGAGCUGCGAGCGGUCGUCAGUAACGGUUUAGAGCGGCAACUACACCUAACCUCAUUAGCUGAGCGGCGGCAGCGGUGGACACAAGCUGGACACGUUCAGCCGCUUGUUCAGGUAGGACGGCUGCGGUGCUCGGUACCGAAGCUCGGUACCUGCGACUCGGGUUGCUGUAUUUGACGUGCUGACUGGCAGCCUGUUCGUCCUUUUAUUAAGGUCUGUGACAGAAACGUGGCUGCAAAUCAGACUCUACAUGCAGUCUGUCAACCCGGAGAGUCGGUAGCUGUCAGCCGUCCCAGCAGCUAGCUUAGACGGAGCGGCUGUUUUGACAUUUGCUUUGUGUCAGCCGCCCCCCCAGCAGGCCUUCAGCUCCUGCGUCUGUCAGCGCAGAGGAUUUAUUUUUCCUUUUUUUUUUUUUUUUUUAUUGUGUGAGAGUGUGUGGAGCGACGUGUGGGUUCUCCUGCCGUGCCGGUGUUGUUCACCGGCUGGGCUGGCGGCAGAGAUGCUGAAUCAUCACAACGUUGUUAUUUCUCAACGUUUGCGCGAGCGGAGCUGAGGCAUGAGGGAGUCAUGGCAACACGGCGGCGGCGGGCGGACAAAGGUCUGGAGCGAAGGAAGAGGAGCUCAGCUUGUUUUGUGAUGAGGGGACAAAAAUAGGCUCCGUUGUGUCGCUAAUGAUGACUUUCUUGUCUGGUGAUAAUUAGAGCGUAUGAGCGAUGGGAGAGUUGGACAGGCCUCGUCUUCUCCUAUACUACUUCAUAAGGUUGGAGUUCUGGGUCUUCUCUUCAGCUCACCCAUGGGUUUAGGUUUGCGCAGAAGAGCAAGGCUCUUGUGGCAUGACGACGACUAACAAAGGAAAUAAAGCCCUAAAGGUGAAGCGUGAGCCGGGCGAAAAUGGCACCAGUCUCACAGACGAGGAGCUGGUGACCAUGUCUGUACGGGAGCUGAACCAGCACCUCCGGGGGCUCUCCAAAGAAGAGAUCCUGCAGCUUAAGCAGAGGAGGCGCACCCUCAAGAACCGAGGCUAUGCCGCCAGCUGCCGAGUCAAGCGGGUCACUCAGAAGGAGGAGCUGGAGAAGCAGAAGGCCCAGCUGCAGCAGGAGGUGGACAAACUGGCCAAUGAGAAUGCUUCUAUGCGCAUGGAGCUGGACGCUCUGAGGUCCAAGUACGAAGCCUUGCAGACCUUCGCCAGGACUGUGGCACGGAGCCCCACCGUUGGGGUCGGGGUGAGGGCCGGAGGGGGAGGAGGAGGGGUGCCGUCGUCGGUUAUCGGCCCACUCAUACCAGGGAAAGUGGCGACGGCGACGAGCGUGAUCACGAUAGUCAAGUCAAAGACGGACGCACGGUCUUGAGGGAAAGAAAGCUAAAUGAGGGUGUAACAGGAUGGAGCUGAGCUGCAUCAGAGUAAGCCUCCUUCUCUGUUGCUCCCCUCUCCUCCACCUGCACCGACUCCCAGCAGAUGGGCGGUAUCCCUUGGACCACCACAGCGUGUUCCCAUCAUCCGUCUCAGAUCAGUGCAGAUGAAGGACAGGAUGGAAGCAGAGGAGGGUUAUUGGCUUGUAAAGAAGCUUCUGGUAGCAGCAUUAUCAUCAAGAACAGGAUGAACACACAGGGUUCCUUUGGCUAAUAUGUGGAUGCAAAUGACAGAGAACUGUAGAACUUGAUUUAAGGUCACGUGUUUAAAUCUGGAAUUGAUUAUUCCGGAGAACACUGGAAAACCUUGGGAAAUUCUGUUUGAUUCAUGUCAAGUUUCCAGUGUUGCGUUUGAUAAAAAGCAAAAUUUAGAGACACACCGAUCAGGUUUUUUCUGGCCAAUACAAUUUCUGAUUUUAACAAGAUUUUUUCUUUCCCCUCUAAAACUAUGAUGUCAAAGUUACAAAAACGUGCUGCAGGUUCAUUGAUAGAGUUUUGCAUCCAAGAGAAAAUUAAAGUAUUAGGAGGUUAUCCCUAUUUUGGCAUCACAUCAUGUGUCUCUAACCUGUAUCUGAUCAAACACCCAAAAAGUGCAUCAAAGUCCAUACAUCUGAUUGAUAUGUUUACAUAGUAGAAACAGUGAGAGUUCAUAUUUUUGAUGCACUAAAAGAAUAGGGGCAAAUAAAAUCUGAUUUUUCAGUAUUUAACCUUCAGAUUACCAAUCAGAACAGAUCAAGUAAAAAAAUUGGCCAGUACAGAUCUCUAGCCGUUUUUGUUUGGUGAGUCUUUCAUUUAACAUUAGGUACAUAAACUGAAAACCUCAAGUUAUACAUCAACUAUGUAUUAGAAUGAAUUAAAAAAUAAAUAAAAAUGAGCUGCUGAUUUCAGUGGCUGCACCGAAGCUCAGUCUUGUUUCACCCAAGAACUUUUUCAGAAAAGUACUAAUGGAAAAAUCUAUAUUAUACGAUGGUGGUAACUGUAUUUUUACUGUUUUGUACUGUGUUGUCAUUCACAUGAGGUCCAAGGUGUAUUCUCUGUGUGUGAAAUGUUAUAUAUCAGGAAUUCUGUGAAAUUCUGUGGCGAGUGUUUGUUCUGGUAUUGCUAUGUUUAGUUAGCUGUGUUCUUUUCUAUGGUCUUUCACUUUUAAUGUGCGACUCUUUCUCUCAACUUUCUCUCUGCCCUCCCGUUUUCUUUUUUCAAUGGUAAAUGGCUUCCAGUAUUACAUACUGUACUUCCAAGAUUUAUCAGAGAGGAGAGUGCAAAGCAAUUCAUACCUAACAAAAAUAGAAAAAAUACAAAUGCACAAUGUCCUAUUGAAAAAAAAAAUGUGAAAAUAACCCGAGUUACUUUGGUGUAUGAGAUUCUAGGAAAAAAAACAAGUUUCUCACAGAAACAAUUUUGAAGGGCAAGUGCCUUGGUCUCAUAAAGAUAUGCUCCAAGAAGAAAGUCAAGAGGAACUGAGGGAGGAUGCUGUACCUGAAUAGGCUGACCAAUCAGGAAUCAGAUCAGUGCAGCUUUUACAUUAUGGGACUCAUUUAUUGGCACCCCUGGUAAAGAUGGGUAAAAAAAUAUAUAUUUACUUUAAGAGCAUAAUCUCAAACUAAAAGGUUUAAAUGUUAAUUUGAGGAACCUUUAUUCAGCGAGAAAUAAAACAUGUUUGUUUAAACAAAGAUGGCAUAAUCCCUUUAAAAUGAAUAAAACUGAAGCAAUUUUUUAAAUUUGUGCUCUUUUCUGUUGAGCUCCACUGGGAGUUUAACUGAAACCAUGUGCUUUGGACAGAUGAGUCUAAGAUCGAUCUUUUCAGCAACAUGCUGGUGCAUCUGUGACAUGGGCGAAUAUAGACAGGGGCCAAUAGGGGCCAGUGCCCCUGGUCCUGUUACGGCCCCUGCACUGAAGACAUAAUACUGAAACAAUUUCUUAGGAUGACAUAAGCUGGCACAGAAACCAUAGCUGAUUGGUCCUUUGCACCAAUUUUAUUGUUUACCCAUACAGAUUUACUUUAGCAAUAAAUAAAAAAUUAAGUUGCACUUUUAGCUUCAGCUGUAUUGAGUUUUGUUGUUGUGUUCUGUGCCCCACUGAAAAAAACCCUGGACCCACACUGGCCCCCUGGUGAAUUUGGUCUACUUUCUGUACUGAAUGAAUGUGCUCAAAUUAAAAGUUUUAUGUUUUUUCUCCUUUUUAAGUAAGAGAUUAUGCUGCUGCAGUAAAAUAUUGUUUUAAUGUUUUUUCUCAGAUUCAGGUAGAUAUAUUUAGUUGAAAACAGGACAGUGUAUAUCAAUGAACAGAGACACGUAUUUGCAAAUCUGCCUGAUUGUGGCCCAAAGCUAAUUUCCAUCUGGGAGGUUGAUGUUAACACAGAAUAAUGUUUACCAGGGAUACCAAUAAUUGUGGCUGAAGCUGUAGUUGGCCGUGCGAUGAUUGAGCUUUGUUGUAGCUAUUAGAAUCACAUAUUAAUAAGACGUAUUUAUGUGACUGUGAAGCUAAAUGAAAACAGACUUAUUCCUGUUUGAUUUUCACCAGGAAGGUCGGAUUUGAGGAGUUCGGCUGUCUUGUUGAAGGAAAAUUUUUCUGAAUUUCCAGUCAAACUCAUGGGUUGUGUAUUUUUCUCCUGGGCUUUACCAUGAAAGUAGUCCUCUAUGGUGUUCUAUACUCAAAGAGUCUAUGUAUAGUGGAGUCUGUAAUUUUAUAAAGACAAUUAUCUUUGCAUUGUUUGUAACAACAUGUAAAAAAAAGGUAUCACGAAAUCCAUUUGAUAUACAGUGAUCUCUCUAUUUUGCAAUUGUACCAAAAGUGGCUUAACUACUGAAUAGCUUUGUUUAUUUUUUCCGCUAGUCAAUAGGCACGUGUGUGUAACGGUGGACUAGCGUGUGGCGUGCUUUGUAGGUAUGUAACGAGGUGAUUAUUAGCUCUUUUAUAUAUAUGAUUUGGAUCUGUUUUAGAUUUCAGCCCCAAGUGGUUGAUGACAUAAUGUAUAACUGCCCCCUUUCUCUAAUUGUGUCAUCUUUGCCCCAUCGUUCGGCUGCAGACCUGUGAAGUCAUUUGUUAAACUGCACUUAAAAGGAGUGAACAUGAACAAGUUUGCUUGUUUAACAAAUUUCUGAACAGGCUGAUGUGGCUAUUUUUUCCACCAGUGGCUAUGUUCAGGUUCCGUUGCUUCUGGGAUAAAAUUACAGAUGAGGCUCAAUAAUAUUGUCUUUUCCAGUUAACUUGAUAAGGUAGCAGAAAAGUUAAUCUCGGUGAUGGGGGGCUUUCUGGCUGCAUCAAACUCACUCCUUCAGUAAGUUAUUUUUGUACUGUGUGAUUAAGGCACUCUGUUUUUCUCUGUAUAUUUUAUGUAUAUUUAAUGUUGUUCCUGUGUUAGUUUUUGAGCUCUUCUGGAAGUGUCAGGGAAGUUAAAUGACAUUUGUUAGUGUAUAUGGGGGUUUUUUUAAAGUGAAAAAAACUAUAUUCUGCUAUUUAAUGGUUUGUCUGUCAGGGUGAGGUUGACUGUUUUAAGUACAAUGUUCUCAAGCAUUUUUAGCCUGCUUUAAACAUUUGUUUUAAUGAAAUGCAACCACCUUACAGUGGUUAAACCCUUAAUCUUAGAGAUGCACCGAUCAGUCUUGGGUGGCCGAUACCAAUUUCCAAUUUUCUUUGUGGUCUAACUUGCGCAUUGAAAGUUGUUGUUUUGUUUUUUCUCAAGCAUUUUGGAACCCAAUUUAACUGUAAUAACUAAAUGAAAUGCAAACACUUUAAAGCUGAUAUAACAGGUCUUAAAUAUUAGAGAUGCACCGAUCAGGCUUUAGUGACCGAUUCCAGUUUCCAAAUUUCAUUGACGUCUGACCUCCUGCAGAUUUUUGCAGAGUUUGUUGUUUUUGUUUAUUCUGGUUUUUUUUUGUAAGAGCUGCAACAUUGAGUUAAUAGAAGAUUCAGAAAACUAAGAAUGAUUAGUCUCAUUCAUGGACCAAAGCAUCCGUCAUAACCCUUAUUUUACUUUUACUAAAAUUAAAACCAAAAAGUACAGACAACGUGCUGUUUCUUGAUACAUUUAUGGUCCACAAAGAAAGUGGGGAUGUUUUAUAUUGAUACAUUUAUUGAACAGGAAAAAAGUUAGAUUUUUUUUUUUUUCCUCUGGAUUUGAACAGCCAAGCAACAAACAGUGUCAGUGAUGGGGAAACUGGCCAACUGAUUGAUGCAUCCCUAACCGAUAUGCAUUCAUUUACCUGAACUGCUAUUCUUUAUUGAAUGAAAGUUAGUAAGAUUAGCAAGUUUGUCAUCACCCGUAAGAGUAAUGAUAUAAAUUUCAUUUAAAAACUAAGCAAAAACUAAAGAAUUUCCACAGAAUUUUGAAUGUUAAAACUUACUCCGAAUUUUAAUAAAUAUAACGAUCUAUUCGAACGUAUCCAUCUACAGCCUGCAUUCAACAUUAUGCUCCUUACUUGUAUUUUCAUUGAAAAUACUGAACUUAAUGGUAUAUACCAGCUAAAUCAGCGUGAACCUAUUUUCUCUCUGUUGCUCUGAUGUUUUCUGUGUUUUUCGGUUAAACGUAAAGUUUUCUGUUUCCACUGGAGAGUUCACUAUUUUCUGUGGUGCUGUCAAACAGUGUUUCAUCCUACUCUGUGCUCUCCACAUCUUGUGAAGGAUCCAAUCUGUGCAAGCUUAAAUGUGUUAAGCCAACAUAUUUAUUAUGCAAAUGGUGUAGGGUAAAAUUAAAACUCCUGCCUCACAGAAGGAGUGAUGCUAUCAUGGCUCUGUUUUUGUUUUUUGUCAGGUUGUUUUAUAUUUGCAGGUGCAAUGCGAUGAGACGAGGUUGUGGGUUUGCCUCUGUUUGCUUAGAGAGUUGUGGCUUUUCCUAAAAGUUAACUGUGACAUUUGAAAAUGAACAUUAACAUGUGGCUCCCUUCACAUCUAUUGGCACCGCUGGUGAAGCUUUGGGAAAAUAAAUUAAUCUAAUUUACAAAAAAAACCUUUAAUCUGAGUACGUUAAUUAGAGAAAAACAAGGAUUAAGAAAUAAUAGUUACAUUUUUAUCAAAUCAACAGUGCCACAACUACAUUUUAAACAAUUCAUAUAAAAUAAAUAUAACUGAAGCUUUUUUUAAUUUAUACUCUCUAGGAACUGCUGGUAAUCAAUGACUUCCUGUUUGCUUGGGGCAUAAACAUCAUGUGACAUAGGUCAAUUUCUCUUAGCCAUUCUUCAAAAUGGGAAAGACAAGAAGACAUGAUACUCAAAUAAGGAAGAUAUGUGUUGGUCACUAUAGGUCAAGACAUGGUUCCUGAAAAAUAGUUACCUGUUCAGGUUUACAGUCAGAGAAUUAAUUCAAAAGUAUUCAGAGCUGUGAAAAAGUAUUUGCCCCCAAUUUACCUAGCCACACACAGACCUGGUUACUGCCAGAAUUGUAAAAGCUAGUAACCACCUAAAUAAACCUGUCUCCCAAUAUGAAGUAGGCUAAAAGAUAUCAAAAAGCAACACAUCAUGCUCCAAUGAAUAAAAUAAAAAAAGUGAAUCAAAGCCUUUGACACCUAUGAGUCUGGAAUGCAUUCAAACCCAAAGGCAAGGACACCAGAGUUAUGCACCAUCACAAUGAGCCAAAGCACAUCAGCUAGUCAACCUCUAAAUGGCUCAAAAAACAAACAAAAUUAAGGUUUCGGAGUGGCCUAGUCAAAGUCCCGACUUAAAUCCAAAUGAGAUGCUGUGACUCAACCUUAAACAGGCCGUUCGUGCUUAGAAAGGCUCCAGUGUGGCUAAAUAAAAACAGAUCUGAUGCCGAAUGAUCUGAAACAUUUUAAGUGUGACUCGAACCUGAAGAAAUCAGUAAAGACAGAGAGGAAAAUGCUACAGGAGGUAAAAAAUAAAAAUAAAAGAUCCCUCCAAAGUCACUAAUAUAAAAUUUCAGCAAACCUUACAGUGUCAGAUUAGACUGCUGCAAUGAUUCAUUUUUUUUUUUACUUAUUUUGAGGCUUUUUACACAUCUUUACCAUGGGUGCCAAUAAUUGUACUGUAGCCACAACCCCUCUGGGUAGGCUGAACAUUUUUGUAUUCCAGAAGUGCGUCUCUAGUGAUGCAGUGUGUGACCUCUUUGACCUAUGAGGUUAAACAUUACAGAGGUUUAUUCCUAAUUUUCCCUGAGCAGACAUGAUCAGCUGACAACGCUGACCUUCAGUCUUAUAAGCAGAGCAGGCAGCUUGGUGGCUUUUCAUAAUGCCGUUUUAUGAGCUGUAAGACACGCCAACCUGAUUUUCCACUGCAUGUCCAGAGGUUACAACCUUCUUACGAUAAGGCAUUUCAUCACUAACCAGAAAAACCGCUCAUACUUGAACUCAUAAAUAAUUUACAGAGGCUGAAAAGAAGCAUUUGAGACACAUCUGAUAAAACUCCUGACCACCUCACUUACUCUGUCCUCCUUUCAAAAAGGGUGUGCGAGUCAACUCUGCGCCCCACCAAGCCCUUCCUUAAAACAUCCAUUUCUUCUGGAAUCAUUAACUCCUUAUCUUGCUACUUGGCCAAUCAGUGUGCACUCAUUCAGAUGUUUUUCCUGUCUAGUGAAUCACGCCACUGGACUCUAAAAGCCCUUUCAUUCACCGCAGACCCAGAUCGAUAAAAGUAAAUGAAACGAGGAUUCCUUUGAUCGUUUGUUUGGUGUUUUCACCAAUAACAAUGUUCGUUUAGCGUCCCAACGUACCUCAUGUGCUGCUGUGUCUUCCUCCCUGCUGUCCCAUAUCAUCAGUGGUACAACAUCCAACCAAAGCGUUUUUACACAUUUACUCCUUUUACCCUCGAUAACAGCUUCUGUUCUUAUUAAUCACUCAUUUACUGGUUAAGCGAGGUUGCUCAAUAGAGCUGGGAUGUUUCAAUGUUUCUAAAAGUAUACAGUGGUAAGUUUAAAGCUAUAUUGAAGUUGUGAGUUCGUGUGAAUAUGGCGUAACGUAUUCAAAAAAGCUUUUGUGAUAAGAAGCUUUGUGUUUUGUAAUAUUUCUGUAUGGGGUGUAAUAAAUUAUUCUGCAGUACAACAGUACUUUCUAUGGGAAAAACCUUCAAAUGCAAUGGUCUUUGUAAGUAUUUAUCUCCGACUAAAUUAUUGUACUUUUUUUUUUUUGGCAAUUUAUAGAUAGAUAUGAUGACAAGGUAUAGGUAAUCAUGAAAAUGAACUGUUUCAUCAUUAGUCCGAAGCAUCUUUUAAAUUAUUGAUGUAUAUACUGUAUGUUUGUUGAUAAACAGCUUACUUUAUUUUGUAUAUGACCAAUAAACAUGUUUUAAAAUGCA
This is a messenger RNA of Girardinichthys multiradiatus, 10739 nucleotides long. RefSeq names its product v-maf avian musculoaponeurotic fibrosarcoma oncogene homolog Gb (gene mafgb). Lineage: Eukaryota; Metazoa; Chordata; Actinopteri; Cyprinodontiformes; Goodeidae. The record is from RefSeq and is a predicted model, not a curated record. Gene Ontology annotation, cellular component: nucleus. The transcript is spliced from 4 exons. Gene Ontology annotation, molecular function: DNA-binding transcription factor activity, RNA polymerase II-specific; RNA polymerase II cis-regulatory region sequence-specific DNA binding. The coding region runs from base 2922 to 3437 and encodes 171 amino acids. Gene Ontology annotation, biological process: regulation of epidermal cell differentiation; regulation of transcription by RNA polymerase II.